CUCCAUCCAUCACUUUCUUUGGUAAACAGAGAACAGGCAACAUGGGGCGUGUCCCAAAAUCAGCAAGGUAUAUUUUAAGGGAUUCAGCAAGUCUACCACAAGUACAGCUGAGCAGCUGUACUAUUAUCUUCAUAGGGCAACCUGAUCAGACAACACUGAUUUCACAAUGGGCUCCAUCAGUGUAGCAAAUGCAGAAUUCUGUUUUGAUGUAUAUAAAGAGGUGAGAGUCCAGCAUCCCAACGACAAUGUCUUCUAUUCCCCCCUGAGCAUCAUUUCAGCCCUGGCCAUGGUCUAUAUGGGAGCAAGAGGUAACACUCAGUCUCAGAUGGAGAAGGUUCUUCACUUCGAUAAUGUUACAGAAGUUGGAGACGCUAUUGACUCCCAGUGUGGCAGUUCUGAAUACAUCCACAAUUCACUCAAGGAUCUCCUCUCAGACAUCGCCAGGAGAAAUGCUUCAUACUCACUCGAGAUUGCUGAUAAACUCUAUAUUGAAAAAACAUACCCCAUUGUACAGGAAUACUUAAAGUGUGCAAAGAAAUUCUACAGAGCAGAGCUGGAAGAAGUUAACUUCAAAACAGCUGCAGAGGAAGCCAAACAGCUCAUUAAUUCCUGGGUGGAGAAAGAGUCAGAUGGAAAGAUCCGAAAUUUCCUUGAACCAGACUCUGUUGAUCUCAAUACUGUUCUGGUCCUUGUGAAUGCUGUUUACUUCAAAGGGAUAUGGAAGACGGCAUUUAAAGAAGAAGAUACUCGGGAAUUUCCCUUCAGCGUGACAAAGCAAGAAACCAAACCUGUGCAAAUGAUGUGUCAGAACAGUACCUUCAAAGUGGCAGAGGUAACUGAAGAGAAAAUUAAGAUCCUGGAGCUUCCGUAUGCCAGCGGGGAGCUGAGCAUGUUGGUGCUGUUGCCUGACGACGUCUCUGACCUGGAAAAGCUUGAGGACAAAAUCAGCUUUGAAAAACUGAAGGAGUGGACCAGUCCUAAUGUGAUGGAAAGGAAGAGAGUGAAGGUGUACCUUCCACGCAUGAAGAUGGAGGAAAAAAUUAAGCUCCCAGCUGUCUUAAAGGCCUUGGGUAUGACUGACCUGUUCAGCCCUUCUGCUGAUUUGUCUGGCAUCUCUUCACAAAAGAGCCUGAAGAUAUCUGAGGCCAUCCACAAGGCGUACAUGGAAGUUAAUGAAGAGGGCACUGAAGCCACAGGUUCAGAGGAGGUAACGGCAGACAUCAAACGUUCCUCUGAGUUUGAAGAGUUUAAGGCUGACCGCCCUUUCCUUUUCUUGAUUAAACACAAUCCAACUGACAUCAUCCUCUUCUUUGGUAAAUAUUGUUCCCCCUGAGGAGAAGAAAAGCUGGAAAUAAUGCUUGCCUUCCCCUCAGAAACAGCCCACCCUUCCUGUAGUGUUGUAGUAUAAUCUCAUCUUUACAACAUUUUCUUCAAGUGGAAAACCUUCAAUAUCUAGGGAGAUGUUAUUGAAGAAAUGCGUGACUUUUCAGAUCUUUAGGUGUAGGUAUUUUUGCUCACACAACUUAUAUUCAGGGUGUGUAUCCUGGAAUGAAUGAGAAUUUCAGAAGGUAGCUUAGGAACAUUUCCCAUUGUCAUGGAAUAACUUGAGAGACAGGACCAGUGUUUUGAG
Messenger RNA from Columba livia (rock pigeon), 1630 nucleotides. Its product is annotated as ovalbumin-related protein Y. Gene Ontology annotation, biological process: negative regulation of endopeptidase activity. Bases 167 to 1333 code for a protein of 388 amino acids. The transcript is spliced from 8 exons. Gene Ontology annotation, molecular function: serine-type endopeptidase inhibitor activity. The record is from RefSeq and is a predicted model, not a curated record. Lineage: Eukaryota; Metazoa; Chordata; Aves; Columbiformes; Columbidae.